Molecule: messenger RNA, 4510 nt
Organism: Carassius gibelio (silver crucian carp)
Lineage: Eukaryota; Metazoa; Chordata; Actinopteri; Cypriniformes; Cyprinidae
Product: myocardin
Exons: 13
Coding region: 128-2383 (751 amino acids)
Biological process (GO): smooth muscle cell differentiation; cardiac muscle cell differentiation
Source: RefSeq, a predicted model, not a curated record
AGCAGCGCUGUGUAUCAGUUUCUCUCAUGGAGCAGAGACUCAUUCUGCAUGAGACCCAAGCGCUUGAGCGUGUGGACAGUGUGAGAGGCUGAAGUGACGCAGCUGAUGUGUUUGACACUGGAACACAAUGACUCUACUGGGAUCUGAGCGUUCUGUUCUGAUUCGCAGCAACUUUAAAUCAGUCCUGCAGCUGAGACUCCAUCAGAGGAGGAGGAGAGAGCCGGACAUCAUCCCUCCCUUGAAGAGUCUGGCUGCGCUCCAUGAACAGAGGAAAAGUCUGGAGCGAUCCAAGACUGGAGAUGAUUUAAAACACAAAAUCAGAAGUCGACCAGAGAAAUCUGAGCUUGUCAACAUGCGUAUUCUACAAGUGAACCAUGGGAAGCUGUCGCAGCAGGAGGACUCGUACGUGUUUGAUGAGGACAGCAGUAGUGAGAGUCUGUCUCCAGAUCAGCCGCACAGUGAAGAGUCACAGUGUUCAGCUGAAGCACUUACAGAGAACAAGAGCAGCUCCAGCUCACCCACACUCACCAACACUGAUCACGGGUCUCAGAGCACUCAGAGUCAGGUGGAGAAUGUGACAAACAGCCAGGAAACACCUAUUCCUGUUCCUGCAAUAGUCAAGCCGUCCAAAAUGUCUGAGAAGAACCGCCACAAGAAACCCAAAGACAUCAAGCCUAAAGUGAAGAAGCUGAAGUACCACCAGUACAUCCCACCAGACCAGAAGACAGAGAGAUGUGCUGCGCCGCAGAUGGACUCGACGUAUGCACGUCUCCUGCAGCAGCAGCAGCUCUUCCUGCAGCUACAGAUCCUCAGCCAGCAGAAACACCAGCACAACCUGCAUCCACCUCCACCUGCACCUCCACCUCCACCGCAGCAGAGCUUCAGACACAACACCACACACACGCCGUCCGGUGAGCAGCAGUCAUGUUCGUCCAGUGUUCAGAGCAGCAGCAGCACGUCGUCUCCAGUGAAGAGCAGUAACCCGUCCAUGAGACCCGUCAGACCCGGACCGCUGCCCACAGACCUGGACGACCUGAAGGUGUCUGAGCUCAGGAUGCAGCUGCGGAUGCGUGGUCAGCCAGUGUCCGGCACCAAGACGGCACUCAUCGAGCGACUGCGGCCCUUCAGAGACUCCAGCUGCUGUUCUCCAGCAUCUUCUGCAGACGUGUUCCCCGUGACGCCUGCCGCAUCGCUCUCGUCCUUCCACUCGCCCGGCGCUGGCUUCUACUGCAGCAGCGGCUCCACACCACCCAUCUCUCCGGUCUCCUCCGAGCUCUCCGUCAGCAGCUUCAGCGACGUCACCAUGUCCUCUCCUCCAGCCCGGCUGAGCGCAGACGAGGGCCUGAACACAGAGAAGGACAAGAUGUUGGUGGAGAAGCAGAAGGUGAUCGAGGAGCUGAUGUGGAAGCUGCAUCAGGAGCAGAUGCAGGUGGAGGAGCUGCGCAUGCAGCUGCACAAGAGGAAGCGCACGCAGGACUGUCCCGCUCCGCCACAGUAUAUGAUGCAGACACAGCAGUUCUACAGCGUGUCCAUCAAGCAGGAGCAGGAGGCGUCCAGCUGUCCUCUGGCUGUCAAGCAGAUGAAAGGCGGCUGCAUGACGUCUGGAAGCCUGUCUGUGUUCCUGAGCCCUCAGAGUUCUCCCGACACCAAUCCCUCGAGCAGCCCCUCGUCGCAGCUGCUGAGAGACUCACACACACCGCUGCAGAACACAAGCAGAGCCCCGCGCAGCACACAGCAGAAGAGCUGCUCGUAUGCUCCCGAACAGAGAAACCUGCAGACACUUUACUGUCAGAGUCCUUCAGAGAACAACGUCAGCGUCAGAGGAUCCACCAAAGCCAAGAGCGCCGGCAUACAGCAGAAAGAGUCUCCGUGUCUCUCUCGGCGGGACGGUGAUCCUCACUCCCUCACAUCCAGCUCUAUCUUCUGUAGCUCAGCUCCUCCUGUCUCCGGCAGCAGAGGUCCGCCGCGUUACGAGGAUGCUGUGAAACAGCAGAUGUCACGCAGCCAGCAGAUGGAUGAGAUUCUAGACGUCCUCAUCGAGAGCGGAGAAAUGCCAGCUAACGCCAAAGAAGAGCGCUCUCCUGUAACCAAAGUUGUGCCUCACCUUACAGUUUCUCCCAAGUUCCCCCGACACUACAGUCACGUGACUCCCUCCACGCUGUGCUACGAUCACGGAGACGCUCCUCUGGAGGUCACCGCCGAGGGUCGCGGCCUGGGAAUGACCUUUGGGGAGUCGCCGUGGGAGACGAUGGAGUGGCUGGAUCUAACUCCGCCCAGCUCCUCCCACACCUUCCACAGCGGCCCGCCUCCAUCUGGACCGAGCAUCUUCAACACCGAGCUCCUGGACGUGACCGACAUCAGCCUGAACCUGGAGCACUGGUGAAGAGAAACAUCACGUCCACACCCACAGCGUCCAUCGAAACCACUGGAGAUUCUGGGGAACAAGGUUCUGAUUACUGGAAACAGAAAUGAACUGGGUUCAGACACAUGAACAUGUUUAGUUGUCUGCACACUUGUGGCGUGGGAGAGCAGGUAUUAAUGCGUCACACAGGUAUAUCACCUGCACUCUCUUGUAAAUAUGAGCUUACAGCAGGAUGUCACGCUUUAUAUGAGCUUUUCCUUCCUUCCUGUCACCAUCGUGACUUUAAUUUAUUCUUGGUUUUACGUGUGAUAUGGAAGCAUGUUUCCAUCACGGGAUAUCAAUUAACAGUAUUUGUGUCUUUACAGCUCAGACUGAAUCUUCAGAAUGACAAGAUAUAAACUCUGAAUUUUGACCUUUUUUUCUGAAUAGAGUUUACAUUUGACAGUUUAUAAGUUUUUUCCCACUAGUGAAAACAGCUAAUUAUCUUUUUAUCUCACAGUUAUCACUUUUUUCCUCAUAAUUUCAUUCCUUAAUAUUCUGAUUCUAUCUCAUAAUUUUGAAUUUUUAUCUCACAAGAUUUUCCAUCUUGUAAUUCUGGGAUUUUAUCUUUCAAUUCUGAGUUUAUAUCCUUGAACUCUGACUUUCGGUCUCAUAAUAAUGAAUUUAUAUCCUGCAAUUCUGACUUUCUAUCUUAAUUAUUUUCUCAGAUUCGUGGGGGCAAAGUCCAAACUGUGAGAAAUAAGGUUGCAACUAUUUUUAAUAUAUUUUUUGCUCUACACUUUAUGUGAAAAAUAACAUCACCAAAUCUCAGCUCUUCACAAUCACUGGAGAAGAGAACUGUAUUUUAGCACGAUCAAGCCUUUUAAUCUCUGGUCAAAAGAUCAAAGCAGAUGAAGUAUUAAAAAGUUAGGGUUAGAUAAAUCAUAUUUUGCUAAUAAUUUCUUCCCCCCAAAGUGUGUUUUGCAUUCUAGAUUAUUAUAUUACUGCCACUUCUGUUGUUUUGAACAUUCAUUAGCUCUUUUUUUUUUAUUUGUUGUUUUUAUUAUUUUUGGAUCUUACUCUUCUGAUGUAUUUAUUUCCACCUUUUAUUUUCAUUGGCAUAUUUAUACAUAUUUAUGAGACAUUCCUUUUCAUUAAAAACAAAAUAUUCUCAUGGUUAAAAAAUGAUUAAAAUGAGGACACCAGAGGAAAAAUAAUAUUCAACUCCAUAAUUUCCUUGUGAAAUCUUCCUCCUUUAUUGAUAUUUUUAAGGACGAGCUCAUGUUCUGACACACAAACAGAAGGUUUUUAAUCCCGGCUGAUUUAUUUGAUGACUUCUCGUCCCUGUUUCUCAGAAAAGACAAUCAGAAGCAUACUUCACUAACAGUGAUGCCCAUCUUUAUUUGUGAUUAAUUAAAUCUAAUAUAUAGAUCAUAUAAGUUCAACUGUGAAAUUUUACUGGGGCAAAUUUGGGACCUGACUUUUUAAAGAUCUUUUGUUUUAGCUUUUAAUACUGAUCACUAAAUAGCGGAGUUUUUUAAUAAAUGAUAUCAGCUCAACAAAAGCUCAAACUGUGAAUAAAUAUAUAUAUAUAUAGAUUUUUUUUUCUUUCAUGAAUUUAAAUAUGAUUGUUUAUGUUAUUUUCUGGUCUCUAAUCAUAGUUUGCGCCACUGAAUGCUAAUGUACAGACCUUUAUGAAUGCUUUACCGUGCCGCGAGACCUUACAAUACAAAUGAAUCAGACAGAGAAAUAAGAAAUAAACCCUGGGAUCUGAAGUCCAUGAAUAAGCUUUGAGAGCAUUUUAGACCAAGAACAAGCUGUUUUCUAUUCGAGACUCAGUAUUAAACACAGUACUGUUUCGAUUAGAGACUCUUAAUACAACCAGCUCAGAUAUUAGGUCUGUAAUCCAGAAGAACUGUGUGUAAAGUUUGAUGUUAUUUUUCUAUGUUUGAAGUGACUUUGCUGUCUUCUGGAGAGUAAGAUGUUCCUCUGUAUGUUCACCAUUACUCUUCACCUCCUAAAUGGAGGUUUUGUGCCUUAUUUCUUGUUCAUCUGGGGAAAAUAUAUUUGUAUGACAGAAAGCUCUUGUAUUGCUAGGCCACUGAACAACAUUAGCAUAUUAGCAUACAUUAGCAGGUACUUGAUCUGGAAUAAAUGCAGUAAUAACUA